Messenger RNA from Xyrichtys novacula (pearly razorfish), 5512 nucleotides. The record is from the annotation of a GenBank genome assembly. Lineage: Eukaryota; Metazoa; Chordata; Actinopteri; Labriformes; Labridae.
AAGCUGUAUUAACAAUGAAAAGGACACUGUGUCCCACUCCCACAUCCAGGACCAGCAUGUACUUUUGUCAAUCUUCUUGCGCAUGCGUCAUCGACAGAACCAGAUGGUCCAAUCAGCUAUUUUAACACACGCCAAAAACUGAACGUGAUUUCCAGAAGAUGGCGACCGCUGUGUUGGUGAGUGUACUCUCUAAAGUAAUACAACAAGCUUGAACUGAAAUACCCAAGCGAUGCCUCGGUGACACAGGGAGAGUCGGGUUAAACAGUCGGAUUUUUAGGAGCGAAAUCAACUUUCAGUUGCCUCCUAUGGCAGGUAACAGAAGUCGCUAGUCGAAAUUUAGCAGCUCUCUGUAUUUACACUGACGGUAGGCGUUUUCAGUCUGAUACUACACCGAAUGUGGACGUUUUGGGUGGGUGUUUACUGCAAAAAUGUGGCAAAUGUGAAGGAAAUUAUGGCGUUUCUGAGCGCUGUGUUGACAGAGCACCAACUGACGGUUACCUCUGUCAGUUGGUACCUAGUUUGAACUCUGAGAGGAUGCACGCGCUGCUAACUUGUUACCCUGCCAACCGUGAGACGUGUCCUAACCUAGCAACAGCCCACUCUGAUUAACAGCGUAGUGGACUUUAAACGAGGCGUUGUGAGCUAAAAAUAAAGUGUGUUUUCUCUGAAUUUUGGCGUAGUUAUCUUCACGGUGACAGGGUAGAGGACUUACACACCUCACGUACAGUCUAAGUUUGAAUGAAUGCUUUCUUUUAAAGACGUCGACGAGGUUAUAAUUCAUCAUUAAGUGCACGAAUUUUGGCUGACUGACUUAACUUUUCCUUGGUGAAAACUAUAAGUAAAGGUUUCAGCAACCUUUUGUCAUAUUGUGGUGUUUUCUUGUUGAAUUUGCUGGACUAAGAUCUUGUUAGAUGGGCGUUAACUUGUUAGCACCAACAGUCCCACUAAAAAGACCAAAACAAGGCAAAGUAAAAGAGAGAAGUAAUCAAAACUGUUUUCUUUUGUUUUUCGUAGGUGUCUGCUUCAGUUCCUACAAAACCCGAGAAGGAAACAUGUGACACAACUGUUCAAAAGGUUGUGAGUCCUGAAGCAUACAUCAAGCAUCCAUUACAAAACAAGUAAGACAUCUCAGUUUCUUUAUGUCCCACCAAGACAGUCAAGGAGAAAUAACAAAACUUUUUGAUCAAGUGCAUCAGUACUGUUUGAAACUUAAAGGAUGGACCCACUGAAGAGUGAAUUUCUGUCAAUUAGUACCCACUGGCCAUAUGGCAUUUGUCUGAUUAUCUCAUCAUCCUUAAAAGUGGCUAAGAUGUGUGUAGGUGUAUUUCGUCCCAGUAUCCUUAAAGUUGUCUUGUAAGUUUCAGUCAAACAUGUUUUUUUUUAAUGAGCAGCUUGAUAAAAGACUGUUGGUGUGCAGUUGUUUUGUAGUGACUGCGCUUUGAUUGGCAGGUGGGCUCUUUGGUUUUUCAAGAAUGACAAAAGCAAAACAUGGCAAGCCAAUCUGCGCCUCAUCUCGAAAUUCGCCACAGUUGAAGAUUUCUGGGCGUGAGUAUACUACUGCUGUACAAAAGCUGUAGAGUUACACAUCAAUGGAAAGUUGCAUGCUGUGUUCUGGAAAUUAACCUUUACAUUUUAUUUAAGUUUAAGUCUUAAGCUACCUAAACAGACUGUUUUUUUGUUGUUGGCGAUGUUUACUUUAAGACUCUCUGACCUCUUACAGAUUGUACAAUCACAUUCAGCUAUCAAGUAACUUGAUGUCAGGCUGUGACUACUCACUGUUUAAGGUAAGACGACUGUUUGUCUUCAACAUUGUUACAUUCUUGCUUUAGCUGUGCAAUGUUUCUGCUGCUUGUGUUUGUAUGUGUUUUAAUUCAGGUGGUCUGUAUAGGGUCACAUGAUCAGUUUGGGCUAGGACCUGUAUCUUAGCUGCUCUUGUACAUUGUAAAAACACUUUAUCUCAUUAUAGAAGAACCAAGAGUCUUAAACCCAAAGUCACAUGGCCCAUUGAGUAACUCAUUUGAGUUUAGGAAACUUGUGGCCCUCCAUUAACAGUAAUACAUGUACCGACCAGGUAGGUGGGAUAAAAAGACAGGUUUUUCCCUGUUACCAGCUGUAAGUUAUGCACACUCGGCUGCACCUUAUUUAAUCUUUUGGGCCACAAAGGGCCCAUGAAGACAGAUAAGUAAUGAGCAUUAGUCAGGACUGAGACUGGGUCUCAUCUGUCAUAAAUACUGUUGUAGGUUUAGAAAUAAAGUGGAUUGGGGGAAGAUUCUGCAAUAAGCUGAGGACAUACGAUUGCUGUCAGACUUGGUGUGCCAGCUCCUUAGUUUUACAUUUAGCUCAUAAAAUGCAAUGCAGUGUAGAAUAGUCCAUAUAUUCGCAUGCUAAAAAGGUUACUGAGUGCAUAUUACAGAAGACAAUGUUUUUUCAGAGUUCCCAUGAUGAGCAACAGCUGAAUUAUGACAUGAAUGAAUCACUUUUUAGUUUCAACAAGUGAGACAAUGCCUUGAAAGUAGACAUUGGUUGAAAUAAAAAAGUUGAAGGCGUGUAUUUAUGAUUGAUUAGACUUGUUCUGUCAUUAUAGUUUUCCCAAAGUUGAUCCUUUCAGGUGUGUGUUCCACUUAGUUGUUCAAACAAAGCUUUAGAGUAGACUGAGCACACCUUGAUGUGUGGAUUAAGUUUGGGUUUCAUAGCAGCCUCCAUGAGAAAGACUUCACCAAAUAAGAUGGGUUUGAACACAUCGAGGUUGUUGUUUUGCUGAACAGGUUGGGACUAAAGGAAAACAUGCAGAGACCAUCUUCUCUGCUCUGUCUGUCUGUGUAACAUCAAUGAAUUGAUUAGACACUAAAAGGCCCAAACAAAUGUUAAUGUUAGCUGAUCUGUCAGAGAGGAAAGUUAGCAGUGUCAUACAGGAAACAGGAUUAAGUAUGAUUAAAGUUGCAAACAAACAAAAUCAACAUGUUCCUGGAAAUUUAUGUGGGGAUGUGGGCAUGUUUAUAAGUUCCAUCGAGUGUAACAGCUGUGGAAUAACUUCUCAUUUUCAAGUGUUGCUGCUUUGUGUACUUAACUACGACCCUCUCUUCUCCUCACAUUUCCUCUGCAGUAUGUUAACCACUUCCGUUCAUUUGCUCUAUUUGCCUGAGGUAGCUUCUGGUUAAAAACACAAGUGUAGUCCUUUUACUUUCAAAAGCAUUUUCAGAAUGUCAAAUCCAAUAAUGCAAAUUUUAUGUGUUCGAUUGAGUACGUCUAGUAUCUUUUCUGAUCUGAAUGCAAACUCUUGUUUGUUGUCUUUUAGUCAUUUUGGAUGAUUUUCUGAUAUCUGUAGCCUUGUGAGUUUAAAGCUGUAUUUGCAUACAGGAUGGGAUCGAGCCCAUGUGGGAGGAUGAGCGAAAUCGACGAGGCGGACGCUGGCUGAUCACUCUGUCCAAGCAGCAGCGCAGGGCAGACCUGGACCGGUUCUGGUUGGAGACAGUAUGUUCAGUCCUGAAAUGGCAUAUUUUAUAACAGUAUUACCUCAGUGCAGGUGUGAAUAAUAAGUGAUGGUUGGAUUUCAUUUACCUGGUCUUGGUAUUUGCAAUGUCAUGUCAGAUCGAACUAUGACAUUUGGAUAGAAGUGACUAAACCAUCGUUAAAGCGAUGAGCAACACUUGUACUUUUCCUAUGGGGAAAAAAAAAACAGUUAGCUCUUAACUGCCCCUCAAUAAUGAGAUAUUUGUCUUUUUUCCCCCUGCAGCUCUUGUGCCUUGUGGGUGAAGCUUUUGAUGACUACAGCGACGAUGUGUGCGGAGCCGUCAUUAACGUCCGAGCCAAAGGAGAUAAAAUAGCAAUAUGGACCACAGACUACGAGAACAAAGACGCUAUAACACACAUAGGGUAACCUGCUGGUGCUUCAAAUUUAGUGAUGGUCUGAGAAUCUUGAACAGAAAUGUUAAGAAUACUUUAAUAAUUGGAUUUAAACACUACCUCACAAGUGAAGUGGAAGAUACCCGCUGAGCUUUACAGCUAGUUUCAAAGCCUUAAUGUCAUGUUUUAGCUUUUCAGACCAGUGUAAUGAAACUCUCAGAGAUACAGGUUCAGUGUGCAGUCUCUGUAAACUAGUUUUCUACAGCACUAACGUUUAUGUGUUAUACCUGUACAUCAGAGCCUGUAGAGGUUCUAAUGGUGAUUUAUUUCCACGGAUGAGUAUUGUGUAUUAGCUGAUUUGCUGUAUUUGUCUCCGCUCUCUUGCAGGCGUGUAUACAAGGAGAGAUUAGGCGUUCCACCAAAAGUCAUCAUUGGCUACCAGUCACACGCAGACACGGCCACAAAGAGCGGCUCCACCACCAAGAACAAGUUUGUUGCCUGAGGACCAACAACCAUCAUUUCUAUUCCGUUGCCAGAGUAGAUUUUUCUGCCAUCAUUCCUCCUUGAAUGUAACUGACAUGUUUGUCUUCAAAGAAACACUUUGAGCAGAGAUAAAAUUGCUUCCUCUUUUUGUUUGUCUUUUUGUUUUCAUGUUACCAAAGGUUUUGUUUACCACGAGUUUGUGUGCGGUUAAAACGAAGCACUAUUGUUUGGGAAUUUCUUUUUGUUGUGUUUGUGGGCUAAAAGGGAGAUAAAGAUGUUUUGAAGCCCAGAUUUAAUUUACAAAUGCACUUGAAUAUUUGUGAAAAGUUUGCUACGUCCAGCUCUCUUUGUGUGGAGCAAUUAAUGUAGAAAUAGGAAACAUCAAAGAAGAAGCGUGGACAUAUUACCUUAACAGCAUGUGUAGCAUUCGGUUAACCAUUCAUUGAAGGAUUUAUUGCUUUUAAGGACAUAAUAGGUUGUACAAAAAAGGUGAAAACUGAGUUGGGAUAAAAUUGAAUCUUAUUUUCUGUAUGUUCCUGCAAACUUGGAUUUACUUGAAUUAUAGUUAUGAGUCAUGUAUUACCAAAGUUUCCAGUGCUGAGUCUUGGUUGUGUUUCCUGUCAUGUAGCUUGUAUUAUAUGUUAAAUGGAAGUGAAUUUGUUUACCAUUUUGAAGAGCAGAAUAUAUUUAAUGCUCCCUCUGGUGCCUCUUUGUUAUUUUGACUUUGUGCCACUUGAGUAAACAACAUUUUUUUCUUGGAAGCUGAAAUAAUCUGAUUAACUGAUUUGGCACUUGAGGAAAAUGUGUAAGACAAGCCAUUCGUACUAGAAAACCCUCUUUCUGGAUGUUUAAAUUCUGUGGACAUUUGUGUUUGAAGGAUGGAAAGAUGUCAGUGUUAUCAAUAUCUUGUACUACAUAUCUACUGAAAGGAUAUCUGACUCAUAGUGGGUAUGUUCUUUGUUCUAGGAAGUGCCGUGUUGAGUUACAGUGUUCAAUCACACAGAGCGUGAUUGCAUUUAAGUUUUGUUGAUCUUGUUCUUUAUACACUAUUUCCUCUCCAUUUAGUGAGUAAAACUACUUCAGUUUGGAGGGAUUGAAUUGUGCCUUGAAUGUUACAUUCUGACUUGCUUUUCUGUUGACAGACCUUGUGUAAAUAAAAAUGUACAGUGAAGAGUAUUUUCAAAAA